CUGGGGCCUGUGGUCGGGAUGGCGGCGUGCGGUGCGCUGGCGGAGGCCGCUGGCUGGCAGGCGACCUUCUACGCCACCGGCGCGGCCGGCGCGCUGUGGUUCGUCGCGUGGAUGCUGGUCGUCAGAGACUCCCCCGACGUGGACCCGCGCAUCACCCCGCAGGAGAAGAAGUUCAUCCAGGACGCGCUCGGAUCCGUCAAACCGCUGGCGGCGGGCGUGCGGCGGCCGUGGGGGCGCAUCCUGCGCUCGCCGCCCGUGUGGGCGGUGGCGGUGGCGCACUUCUGCGAGGGCUGGGGCUACACCACCUUCCUCACGCAGCUGCCCACCUUUAUGACAGACGCGCUGGACUUCAAGCUGGCCAAGUCGGGGCUGCUGUCGGCGCUACCGUACGUGGCCAUGAUCGUGUCGCUGCCCAGCGUGAGCGUGCUCUCCGAUUGGCUCGUGGCGCGCAAGUUCCUCACCGUCACGCAGGCGCGCAAGACGUUCAACUGCGUGGCGUUCCUGGCCCAGACUGUGUUCCUGUUCCUGACGACGGUGGUGGGGUCGCCGUACGCAGUGGUGGCGUGCAUGACCAUCGCGCAGGGCAUCGGCGCCUUCGCCUGCUGCGGCUUCAGUGUGAACCCGCUGGACCUGGCGCCACAGCACGCCAGCGUCAUCAUGGGCCUCUCGUGCACGGUGUCCACCCUCUCCGGGAUGAUCAGCCCGCUGCUCACGGGCUUCAUCGUCACCGACAAGACGCAGGAGCAGUGGAACAAGGUGUUCUACGUGGCCAGCAGCGUCUACCUGUUCGGCGCCGUCUUCUACUUCCUGUUCGCGUCGGGGGAGCGCCAGAGCUGGGCGAAGGACGGCUCGGAGGCGGAGGCGGAGGCGGAGAACAGCGCGGAGGCGGUCCCGCUCAAGGCGUAG
This is a messenger RNA of Gryllus bimaculatus (two-spotted cricket), 906 nucleotides long. The record is from the annotation of a GenBank genome assembly. Lineage: Eukaryota; Metazoa; Arthropoda; Insecta; Orthoptera; Gryllidae.